Molecule: messenger RNA, 1005 nt
Organism: Photinus pyralis (common eastern firefly)
Lineage: Eukaryota; Metazoa; Arthropoda; Insecta; Coleoptera; Lampyridae
Exons: 3
Coding region: 67-1005 (312 amino acids)
Source: RefSeq, a predicted model, not a curated record
CUACAUCGCUACUUUAUUAUCAAUUGUGCGGCAUUCGUCCGCAUAACAGCACUAACUUCGUGAAUAAUGGUGACUGGUGGUCAUAUUUCGGGUUACGUGUUUGUGCUUUUCCUCGGAUACGGUUUUGUUUGGUGCGGAAUUACUGAACAAGUCGAAAUACAGGAGGCUAUAAAUAAAUUUGCCAACGUUGGGUCGCAAGAACAUCAUUUGAAUGCAGCCCCCGAAAACGUGGAAAUUUCAACAAUCGCGACAAAUAACCACUUCGUACCUUCACAAAGGCUAGAAUAUCCUUCAGUUUAUAAUAAUGUUGGGUUUUCAACUUCAGACCAAAGCAAUGUGCAUGAGGCCAAUCCACUUAAUGCGCAAUGGGCAAACAACCCUUUACAUGUUCAAUUCCAAGGACAGCAGACCGAAUCUCCAUUUACAGUGAUUGAAUCGAUGGGGUCUUUCAUUCCAUCGCCUGAAGUUCGGAACGCAGGGGGUGUAAAUAAUCAUGGCGGCCAACCUUACUACGAUAACAGCCAGUAUAGUGAACUAAUUCACACAAACCCCUUUUUAUCUCCAGAAUACUUUGCUCCAAUUGACUUUACCGUACCGUUUAAUAAUCCGCCGCCUAUCCAAGCAAAUGCACCUAGUGGAAUCAAGUCGGGUACCGAGCAUAACAUUGUGAAGUCUAUCGAUUUGACGCAAGCUACUCCACAACCAAUACAUGCAGAAUCAGCUCCCGUCCAGCAAUACGCGAACCCCAUUAACAAUUUUGACGUAACGUUUCCAUCCAGCGCGAGUUUCUACCCGAAACCCAACGACUGGCCGGUCUCAACGCCUUCUACGCAAUUUACACAUAGCAACUCUUACUCCACAAUUUUCAAAAACACUCCCCCUACAUUUUCAGAAUCCGAAAGCGGUCUUCAGAAUCAGGCGUCUGUUUUACCUGCACCGUACGCGUUUACCUGCACCGUACGCGUCAACGCCGGCAACGCACACUUCGCAACUAACAAACACUAA